CCCCGUUUAUUUUCUGGCUACGAUCCAACGGAGAGGCCACCAAAUAACAACAGAACAGACGUGCUACGAACGCGUUCCUUCGACCAACCGCUCGAAUAUUUCUUAAAAGAAUUUCCAAAAUGUUUAAAAUCGUUUGUUUGUUUGCUUUUGUCGCAUUCCUGCAGACGGCUACUGCUCUGCAAUGCUACACCUGCGACCCCAAAUCGUGCGAAAACGAAAUGUCCAAAUGGACCAAAGUGGCGAACUGUGGCAGUCAGGUUGCCUUCCCCGAUAAACAGACCGGAGCAUGCUUAAAAACCAAAUAUAUGGAUAAACUCACCAACAAGGAGGUGACCGUCAGAAAGUGCAUAUUGGCGGACAAAAUGGCCGACGGAAAAGUCAGUUUCGCGUGCAAAGACACCGAAGGCAAAGUGUCUGUGUGCGAAGUGUGCAACACCGAUUGGUGCAAUUCCGCCCCGGCUGUCAGUGUUAGUUUCGUCACUUUCUUGGGUGUUGUUGCUGCAUAUUUUGUUCCCAAGUAUUUCUUGUAAGAGAAGAAAUGAGGGUUUUGGUGUUGAAUAUUAAGGUCAGGUCUCUGUAUAGUGAUUUCUUAAUGCAGGUUAAUAUUAUCUAUAGGUAGUAGAUGUUAAGCUUUCGUGUGAAUAUAGAAUGUAGAUUUAUUCAGUUAUAAAGAGAUUAUUAUUUUUUUUAAGUUAAAUUAUUAAGGGUUUUAUUGUUCUUUUCAAGAGUUGUUCUGUUUUUAUAUUUAAUUUGAUUUGUAUUUACUGUUUUUCAAUAAAUCGUUUUAUUAAUUUCAAA
Messenger RNA from Anthonomus grandis grandis, 798 nucleotides. RefSeq lists its product as uncharacterized. The record is from RefSeq and is a predicted model, not a curated record. Bases 120 to 530 code for a protein of 136 amino acids. The transcript is spliced from 3 exons. NCBI's taxonomy places the organism in Eukaryota, Metazoa, Arthropoda, Insecta, Coleoptera, Curculionidae.